Molecule: messenger RNA, 3434 nt
Organism: Podarcis raffonei (Aeolian wall lizard)
Lineage: Eukaryota; Metazoa; Chordata; Lepidosauria; Squamata; Lacertidae
Gene: PRPF40B
Product: pre-mRNA processing factor 40 homolog B
Exons: 26
Coding region: 118-2751 (877 amino acids)
Biological process (GO): mRNA cis splicing, via spliceosome
Cellular component (GO): U1 snRNP; U2-type prespliceosome
Molecular function (GO): RNA binding; protein binding
Source: RefSeq, a predicted model, not a curated record
CCCCGGGAUCCCGCCCGCCUCCCUCUCCCUCAGCCCGCCUCCUCCAAUCGCGGCCGCCCUUACUGCCGGGUGGGCUGAGCUGCCCGCCUGCACGCCCAGCUGAUCCGAGGCUCGGCCAUGUCAGCUCCAGAUUCAGGCAGUGGCCCUCCGCCUGGGCAGCCGGCCCCAUUUCCUCCAGCUCCACCACCAAUUCUGCCUCCUCCCUUUAUGCCUCAUCCUGGGAUCCCGCCUCCGUUCCCUCCAAUGGGGUUGCCCCCAUUGGGACCGCGCCCGCCCCCUAUGCCACCCAUGCCUCCGGGCAUGAUGCCUCCUCCCCCAAUGAUCCCACCCAUGCCUGGACCGCCGCCCCUUGGACAGAUGCCCACAAUGGUACCACCAAUGCUGCCUGGGAUGAUCAUGCCGGGGGUGCCAGGUGGGCCUGUUGCUGUCUCUGGAGGGGCAGGUCCUGCAACAGACCCAUCCAGUGCCACGGCGACCCAAGGAGCCCCUGUGAAGCCUUCAUGGACUGAGCAUCGGGCUCCGGAUGGGCGAGUUUAUUACUACAAUUCUGAAACCAAACAGUCAAGCUGGGAAAAGCCAGACGAGCUGAAGUCCAAGGCAGAACUCCUGUUGUCACGCUGCCCCUGGCGUGAGUACCGCUCGGAGACCAGGAAACCUUAUUACUACAACACUCAGAGCAAGGAGUCCCGCUGGACCCGUCCCCGUGACCUUGAUGACAUUGAAGCACUGAUCAAGGAAGAGGAAGAAGAAGCAGAGAGGCAACAGCAGCCUCAGCAACCAGAGGCACCACUGUCAGGCCCUGACAGCCCCACCCCAUCCUCCGCAGCCACCUCAGACACAGAAGGCACCGGGGGCAUUGAAGGACAGGAAACGCCAGGCACGGAGGGCGGGCCGACUGCAGCUGAGGAGGAGAUCGCAAGCAGCUGUGAUCCCGUCCGGAGAGACGAGGAAGACCGUGGCCCUGGCAAUGCCUGGAGCAACAAGGAAGAAGCCAAGCAAGCUUUUAAGGAGCUGCUCAAGGACAAGGGCGUCCCAGCAAGUGUGUCGUGGGAGCAGGCCAUGAAGCUCAUUAGCACCGACCCGCGGUUCAGCGCUUUGCCCAAGCUGAGCGAGAAGAAGCAGGCUUUCAAUGCUUACAAGGCUCAGCGGGACAAGGAGGAGAAGGAAGAGGCCCGGCUCCGGGCCAAGGAAGCCAAAGAGGAGCUGCAGCGCUUCCUGGAGCAGCACAGCAAGAUGAGCUCCAUCACCCGCUACAGGAAAGCUGAGCAGAUGUUUGGGGAGCUGGAAGUGUGGGCUGUGGUGCCAGAGCGUGACCGCAAGGAGAUCUACGAUGAUGUUCUCUUCUUCCUGGCCAAAAAGGAGAAGGAACACGCCAAGCAGCUGCGCAAGAGGAACAUCCAGGCUCUGAAGAGCAUCUUGGACAGCAUGAGCCGCGUCAGCUUCCAGACCACCUGGUCCGAAGCCCAGCAGUACCUCAUGGACAACCCCAGCUUUGCCGAGGAUGAAGACCUGCAAACCUGCCCCACCUUGCUGGCCCAGAGCGAUGCACCCUCUUGCCCAGCUGAGCUCGGGCCCCUCCCACCUCUUUCAGACAUGGACAAGGAGGACGCCUUGAUCUGCUUUGAGGAGCACAUCCGGACCCUGGAAAGAGAGGAGGAGGAGGAACGUGAGCGCGGCCGGCUGCGGGAGAGGCGCCAGCAGCGCAAGAACAGGGAAGCCUUCCAGGCCUUCUUGGACGAGUUGCACGAGAGCGGGCGCCUGCACUCCAUGUCCACUUGGAUGGAGCUGUACCCCUCCCUCAGCACCGACAGACGCUUUGCCAACAUGUUGGGCCAGCCUGGCUCCACCCCACUGGACCUGUUCAAGUUCUACGUGGAAGACCUGAAGGCCCGCUUCCAUGAUGAAAAGAAGAUUAUCAAGGACAUUCUGAAGGACCGGAGCUUCAGCGUAGAAAUAAACACAACCUUUGAGGACUUCGCCCACGUCAUCAGUUUUGACAAGCGUGCUGCCACGCUGGAUGCCGGCAACAUUAAGCUGACUUUCAACAGUCUGCUGGAAAAGGCCGAGGCACGGGAGCGUGAACGGGAGAAGGAAGAAACUCGCAAGAUGCGGCGCAAGGAGGCGGCAUUCAAGAGCAUGUUGCGCCAGGCAGCUCCUCCACUGGAACCCAACACUGCCUGGGAUGAGGUCCGAGAGCGGUUUGUCAACAACAUAGCCUUCGAGCAGAUCACACUGGAGUCAGAGCGGAUCCGCCUUUUUCGUGAGUUCCUGCAACUACUAGAGACGGAGUGCCAGCAUUUCCACGCCAAGGCCAAGAAACACACCAAAAAGCCCAAGAAGCACCAUCGCAAGCGGUCUGCUUCGGGCUCAGAGUCAGGCUCAGACCACCCUCACCGCACAGCCAAGCGCAAGAAACGAAACCAUUCGGAAUCGGCUGGUUCAGGACCGUCGUCGUCACCUGAUUCAGAGCACAGCACCAGGCGCUCCAAGAGGCAGAAGAAGAAAAGCAAGAAAAAGAGGCACAAAUCGAACAGCCCUGAAAGCGAAGCUGAGCACAAGAAGGACCCGAGCCGAGCCGACGAGUGGGAGCGAGAGAAGGCCCCUCCGCGACCUGAGGGAAGAGGCCACUCCCCUCCCCGGGGCACCAGGAGGGAGCGGAGCGGCUGGGACACCUCAGAGAGCGAAGAGCUCAGUGAAGGGGAACUGGAACGUCGGCGCCGGACUCUGCUGCAGCAACUGGGUGACCAGUAACCACUGCAGCCUCUUUUGAGGCUCCCUUUCCACACACGCCAGACCCAAUUGGUCCUUGUUCCUGCGUAGGCUGUGCCUUCCUUUGGCUGCGACAGCGCCCAAGCCAAGCGUGUGCACUGCUCUGGCCCGGAACCUGCACAAUUGGGCUGCAGUGCCCCCCCUCCACCACCACCCCUGCUUGCUUCUGAGUUGGGAACGGGCCCUGCCCACUGGCAGGGACGGCCUCCAUCGAUUCCCCCUGUCUGCAUGGAGCCACCAAGACAGGGAGGAAGGAUUUGGCUGUACUGUCUGGACCUAAAAUUCAGAACCAGCUCUGGGAUCCAGCCUGAAGAAGAUUAGGGGGAAUAGGGUUAGGGGCUCCUCCGUGCAUCAGUUGGCAACGUAGCACAGGAGCAAAUGGCAUCUCUUCUCGACGUUUCACCAGGGCUGCACCUGCUAGGAGCCUCUUUGGCCUAGAACCAGAAUGGCAGGGUCCAGUUUGUUUAUCACAGCAUCAGCCCUGCCUGGGGAACGUGGUCCAGGAAUGGGGACAGGAUGUAUGUUCCUGGUUGUUUUUUGUUCUUUUUUUUGAAGGUUUGUCUCAGUGACUGGAUCCUUCUUUCUGAUUGCAGUACCCCUUGUGUGUUGAGGAUUCAGUGGGAUUUUUCAAACAAUAUUUAUAAUAAACUUGGACUAGAAUUAUC